AUGGAUUUCCUUCCAGAAAACAUUCAAACAUUUCUCCAACACCCAACAGUUUCAUUUCUUCGCACCACAACUCAGAGCCAGGUAACAACACAGCUUGCCAACCUGCGCUCAGCCUAUGUCCAGCCCUACAUCAUUGAACCGCUUUCGACUUUCCUCACCUCCACAAGCACUGCCGCAAUGCCCGACCUUAUCUCCGUGUUCUUGCUAGUGGUCAUCUUGUUUAUUUCGCUCAAGAUCCUCGACUAUGCGCGCCGCCUUGUCAUGUUUUGGGUGAUGCUGGCUUUCCGAUUAGUCUUCUGGGGUUCUCUGGUUGGGCUUGGCUUCUACGUGUAUCAGGUGGGCGUGGAAAAUGCCGGAAGGGAUCUCGGUUGGCUGUGGGGCGUUGCAAUGGGCUUUGUGGAGGAUUUCCAGAAGAGUGGGAGUGCUGCUGGGGGCUGGGUGCCUGGGUCAGGCUCAGAAUCGGGGAAACGAGGAACUCGUGGGGGCUGGAGGUAA
Penicillium longicatenatum is the source of this 495-nucleotide messenger RNA. RefSeq names its product Apq12 family protein. The transcript has 2 exons. The coding region runs from base 1 to 495 and encodes 164 amino acids. Lineage: Eukaryota; Fungi; Ascomycota; Eurotiomycetes; Eurotiales; Aspergillaceae. The record is from RefSeq and is a predicted model, not a curated record.